This is a messenger RNA of Iphiclides podalirius (scarce swallowtail), 333 nucleotides long. NCBI's taxonomy places the organism in Eukaryota, Metazoa, Arthropoda, Insecta, Lepidoptera, Papilionidae. The record is from the annotation of a GenBank genome assembly.
AUGGAAUCAAGGCAAAACCAGGCCCUCCACCCCGAGGGCUCCGAGUACCGCGGCGCCACCUUCCUGCCGGCGGCGAACGUCCAGUACCCGGAUCAGGUCGACUGGCGCAAGCAGGGGGCCGUCACCGACGUCAAGGACCAAGGCAGGUGCGGUUCCUGCUGGGCAUUUAGCUCGGUGCUGGUGGUGGGCUACGGCACCGAUGAGAAAGGUGGCGACUACUGGCUGGUGAAGAACUCCUGGGGCCUCUCUUGGGGCGAACAGGGCUACAUCAAGAUGGCGCGAAACCGCAACAACAACUGCGGCAUCGCCAGUAUCGCCUCCUACCCCCUCGUC